CCGCGUCACGCAAAAGCUUAGAAAUUCAAGCGUAGUAUAUCACAAAACCAAGAACCUAUUCGGGGCGAAAGUUUGUAUGAAUACUAGUUUUCAGCUGCUCUUAUACGUCAUUUAAGUAAAAUCUCAGAAAGACCAAUAGUUUUAUAGUUCGAAUUUUGGUGACGUCAUGUGAAAACCAGCUAUUGUCACUUUAUUUAUAAUCUUUUGAGCUUCAAUCACUCUGGUAUUAACGCAUGUUGAAGAACAGUUUAUUUCCCGUUCAGUCACUUCCUGUUAUUUCUAUAUACAUGUGCUUGCAGAGUUCUUUUAUGUGCAUUAUCCAAAAUAGACUGAAUUGCAGUUCGUUGAAAGACUACUUAAAAAGCGUCCACCGCGAUUGAGCACCCCGGCCCCUAUUGACCGAAAUUUAUAAUUUAGUGCUGGGCGCCUAUUCGAGGAAAUACGGUAUCUGUCUUUUAUGAAUGAUAGGCGCACCAUGAAGAUCAGUCAAUAUUUUGAUGUUUUACCACUUUAGAUUCUGAUAUUUUGGUCUUAACUAGGUUAUUCCUGUAAAUAUAACCCCCGGGUUACGUUCGACGCCCCAAGGACUUUGUAUGGCAUCCAGAAGUUCACAAUUUAAAACAAUAAUAACUAAAUGCAAAAAGAUCUUAGUCCCGGUUUCUGCCCGUGCACUAUUUUUGUUUUGUGGAAACCAUCUUCAGAGUACAGAGCAUUUUCAAUACCCAGUCUACCUAGGCACUUUCUUUACUCCCUCUCCCUAUCGAUAUUUAGAUAACCAGUACCAAGGGGCAAACUAAAGAAAUGUGUAUCGACAAUCACAUGAUCCCAGUGAUCUGCUUUUGAUGACAGACAAUAUAUUUUCUAGAAUUGCUAACUUUUUCCGAGAAAAACCGGAAGACCUCCUACUGUGGCAGACGCUUGGCCUUUUUUGACUGGCUGAUUUUGAAUAAGACGUUUAUAACCGGUUCGAGCUUGCAUCUUUCACAGUUCGCUUCCUUCGAGAGUCGGCUUCAACGGAGUAUUCUUGGCUCAGCAAAUCAGAUUGCAAAUUAUGUGGGCUUUGGAGGGAGCGAUACAAGAGCAGGGUGCGCAUCUGACGAGAGUACUUCGUGAUUUUUCCGAGAAGAAUGUGAAGAUUUCAGAGGCAGACAAGACCCGCUCAAAGAAACUGGUGAAGGACUACAUUAAAGGCCACAUCAUGGAGUACUGUGGAAGAAACUCUCCGCUUCCAAUCCACGGAUUAGAGCAUACAGGAAGCGUUUACGAGAGGCUGAAAACGGAAGCUUUGGAUGAAGUAGAUUUUAUGGUUGUGGUGAAAACAGCGAACCCAGGUCGUCCAGGAUCACGGAGUGAUCUCGGGAUUACUGUUGAACAAACUGGUGAGCCUGGUUACGUGCGUUUUAAAGUCAAGGAAGGCUCUAAUCUUCACUCGUAUGCCAGUCCUGAAGGGUACAUCAGUCCAGAGCGGUUUCGAGGUCGCUGGCUGCAUAGUCUUGUUUCUCGUGCAGCAAAGGACUUCAAUGACAGCUCUUCAAGUUCUGACGUCCGUUUGCAUGUGCGCCAGCACGGUCCCGCCGUACAGCUAGAUAUUACGGAGAAGAAAACCUGGGCGAAGCUGUUGUCGGUGGAUCUAGUCCCCAGCUUGGAAACUGAUGCUGGUGAACAUUUUGUUCCAAAGCCUAACAAGUCGCUUUCCAUUCGCCAUCCCGACCUUCUUUGGAGACAGUCGUUUUCACUGGAGGAAAAAGCCACGUUGAAAAACAUGGACAAGAAUGACCAAGGCUGCAGGCACGAACUCUUUAGAAUCGUGAAAACCUUAGUUCAGAAGGAGCCCACGUCGUUCGGAGCACUGAAUUCGUACCACUUGAAGACCGCUUUCAUGCAUUAUAUAAAACAAAACCCUGGCAAUUGGGCUGACCAGCACUCUCUUGGGCAUCACUUUGUUGGAUAUCUCGGAGAGCUGAAGAAGAAUCUGGACAAGGGAAAUCUUCAACACUUCUGGAUUCGUGGCGUAAACCUGAUCGAACAGGAUGGCAUCGAACCAACAGUUACCAAGCAAAUGGCAAACCGUUUGAAAAAUAUCCUAGAAAGGGAACCCAAAGGAAAUCCAACUUCAGUCUCGAGAAAUGCGAGAAUGCAAACCGAAAGUCGUCAAAUUCUCCCUCGUUUAAGAAUUCCGCCAAGCGUAGAUCGAGCGCAGCAGACAGAACGAAUUCCACUGUUCAAUAUAAGGCGAUAUGAUGCAUGCGAUAGCAUGGAAACUGCUGACUGCUACCAGUUUUCUCGUUUUAGGAUGUUCGAAGACUCUGAUUCGUUUGAUUACGGUACGCAAAAUCCUAUCACACGCGCCCUUAAGUGUCUGUUUAAGUUUCUUUUCAAGUUAUUGUUGGGGCUAGUUCUCUUGGGGUUUUCGUUACUAAUCUAUAUAUCUUGGUUAGCAGGUGUAGGGUUGUUGAUUAUCUUAACUUGGUUCGGAUUGUCUCAGAUUGACUAGGAUUUACUUAGCAGUUUUGAACAAAAGCGUGAAGCCUCGGCCUACAAAAUAGCUCAACUAUUCUUCUAGCGAACUAUGCAGUACCCAUUAUUUUAGUUAUUACCCUUUCUGUGUACCUUAGGUUUCUAUUUACCAAAUCGAAAUAUUGCAUCAGGGCACGGAGUUAACAAAUCUUCUCUAGUACAGGCUUAAAAAUAUCCAAGGAGUUCAUGUAUGUAGUUCUAAGCCUCUUGCCUUCGACUGAUCUCGAUCGACGUGUUCCCAGUCAAGUCAAGUCAAAUUUGUUAUACGCUGUUUACAACCAUUUCUUAGAAAAGAUAACUUAAUGAUCGUGAGUACACGAUAGCAUUUGUACGAUUUGUGGACGGUGAGUUACAGUGGCCGAAGAAGCAAAAGCAUGUUCGAAUAGAUAGACGAUCCAAGAUGUUUUGCAAUGACAAUAGCAAUGGCAAUGGCAAUGGCAGUGGCAAUGACAAUAAAGGCAAUUGCAAUGGCAAUUGCAAUGGUAAUGACAAUGGCAAUGAUUAUGGCAAUUAAAUGAUAAUGAUAAUAGUGACAAUAAGACCGAUAGCUUUGGAUGGAAAGACGAGUAACUCCAAAGCUAUUCUAACCGGCUAGAAGAAACACUUGUAAUUUUUUUAAAUAGUAAAAUAUUCUAACAGUGAUCUCUGCUGCCUUGAAUCAAACAUAAAUUUACCAGUAACUGCCAGUAAGCUAUAAGCUCAAGCAUGAUUAAAUAAGUCACCGUAAUAUUUA
Orbicella faveolata is the source of this 3250-nucleotide messenger RNA. Its product is annotated as cyclic GMP-AMP synthase-like receptor 3 pseudogene. Lineage: Eukaryota; Metazoa; Cnidaria; Anthozoa; Scleractinia; Merulinidae. The record is from RefSeq and is a predicted model, not a curated record.